AUGGGCAAAGAAGAUGGAAAGUCGUGUCAGCGGGUGACGGUGAGGAUGACGAUCAGGAAGAACGACUGUCGCAGUAACAGGCCGGUGAACAUCGUGUCAUGUGACGGGAAGUGUCCGUCCGCCAGCAUCUACAACUACAACAUCAACACGUACGCUCGCUUCUCCAAGUGCUGCCGGGAGACGGGUCUGCAGCGGCGCUCGGUGCAGCUCUACUGCAGCGGCAACGCAACCUGGGUCAGCUACAGCAUCCAGGAGCCCACUGACUGCUCCUGCCAGUGGUCCUGAACACACUCACAGAGUACUGUGUUCUGGUGCCUCUGCUGGCAGGGAGGUCGAACUGAAGCUUCAUCUGCAGUAGUUGACAUGUGACAACUUUAUUUGUCAUUUAUAUUAAUAGUUUCGAUUUUAGCCGAGAAUGGUUUUAACGCUGCAAGAUGCAAUUUCACAAAAAAUAAAUGUAAAAACUGCACUUGAAGCUGUUUACGUAUAAUUUUACCAUCAUCUGUAGUUAAAGAUGGACGACAUGGCUGCUCCUCAAAAGUGAAGCCAGCUCAUCUUGAGUGCCCCUUGCUGGCUGGCUGCAGUAUAAUGCAUAAAUCUUGGUUGCCCCAUGUUAGUAUUUGGGAUCAGAGAUAUUAUGGCUUCAUUUUUGAUCAACAGGAGGAAGUUGAGACGUCGUCCAUCUUUAUUUUACAGUCCAUGGUUCAAAGUUACUGUUCAAACUGCUGUAGCGCCACCUCCCUGUCAGCCUGCACACUCUCCACUCUCUUAUUAAGACAAUAAAUUGUAAAUGUACUGAUUAUACACAUCUUUUAGAUAAUCAGAGGGAGUCAGGUGAAUGAACUGAUCUGAAUCCAGCAGUAGUGGAGCACUUUAUUUAUUUAUUGGAGUUCAAUAGAGCAAAACUGUUUUUAUUUCGUGGAAACAUUUGGUCCAGUGGAGAAGAAACAAACCAAACUUUGAUUUGGUUCAAUUAUUGAUGACAGAAAAUACAGGGAGAGCCCGGUGGAGAAUUAUAGAUGCAUGUUUCUCUGUAGACCAAACUUCUUUCAACAUUUGUUCAUAUCAAUCACUGGAUAUUU
Molecule: messenger RNA, 1082 nt
Organism: Platichthys flesus (European flounder)
Lineage: Eukaryota; Metazoa; Chordata; Actinopteri; Pleuronectiformes; Pleuronectidae
Product: otogelin-like
Exons: 3
Coding region: 1-285 (94 amino acids)
Biological process (GO): G protein-coupled receptor signaling pathway
Cellular component (GO): bursicon neuropeptide hormone complex; extracellular region
Molecular function (GO): neuropeptide hormone activity; G protein-coupled receptor binding
Source: RefSeq, a predicted model, not a curated record